AUGUCCGCCGCAUUCGCCGCUGGCACGUGUCAGCUGACGUGGCGCACGGUUUCUUCUGCUGCGUCUUCAGAAGCGCGCGAAAGUGCUUCGCGGCUCGCUAGACACGGCCAGGGAGCUCGGGUUCGGUGUAGCGGGUGGAAGGGAAACACGUGGCGACUCAGGAGUGGCAAAGAGGCCUCCGGGAGAUGGAAUGGCGACGGGAAAAGGACUCGCGUGGCGCGGUUACGAGCAGGCCUGGAUGACCAGCCAGGUCCCACCUCGCCCAUGCAAGGGCAGACGCGGAGGCAGCUGCUGGUGGAGUAUGUGAGGGGCGUGCAGCCCGACUUCAUGGAGAAAUUCUUCCAACACGCCGAGCCGCAGUUGGUGGAUGCGAUGAGACAGACUGUGAGCAACAUGCUGGGGUCGCUGCCGCCGCAGUAUUUUGAAGUCACCGUCACAACGGUGGGGGAGAAUCUUGCGCAGCUGAUGUUUAGCGUGAUGAUGACGGGUUACAUGUUCCGCAACGCACAGUACCGCCUCGAACUCUCCUCCUCCUUCGCUGGCGCCGUCGCCCUCCCUGCUGCCUCCUCCACCUCCUCCCCUACCUCUCCUACCUCUCUCCCAUCCUCCUUCCCUCCUCACAUCCCUUCCUCUUCUUCCUCCACUUCCUCCUCCUCGGUUCAACCACUACCAGCGUCGUCAGCCUUUACGUCUUCAGACAGACAGAGGGGGAGCAGCAGCGGCAGCAGCAGUGGCAGUGACUCGGAAUCUGGCUCGUGGCCUCCCAGUGACAACGCCUUACCUCUGGGUCCGGUCCAGAAGACGCACGUGGCAGGCGAGGUGCUUCGGUGGGACGCCGAGGCUGAGCGGGUGGUUCGGGUGCCGGCAGUGGACUAUGUGGAGCUGCUGGAGGGGGAGGUUCGGGCAUUAAAGAGAAGAUUGGAGGAGGAGGAGGCGAGACUGGCACGAGUGGGGGCCGGGGGAGGAGGCAGUGGGAAUGCGCUUUUGGAAUACCUCAAGAGAUUGGAACCGCAGAAUAUACAGGAGCUGACAGCCAGUGCUGAUGACGAUGCACUGGCAGCCAUGAAUGCGUUCAUCCAACGGCUGUUAGGCGUUCCUGAUGUUGGGGAGAUCAAGUCCGUGGCAUCAGAGACUACAGUGACCGAGCUGGCAAAGCUGCUCUAUUGGCUCAUGGUGGUCGGCUACACAAUCAUGGGUUCAAGCACUGCGUCUCUGAGGAGGCUCGAAAAGUCUUUCCUUCCGUUUCUGUUUCUGUCACUGCUGCUGGCGUUCGGCAUGAUGGCGUGUGCACCAGCAGAGGCAGCACGGGUGUUGAAGGCGAAUCUGGUCAACCCGAAUGGACCAACCUCCGCACACAAUGCGCUUCAAUCCCCAGCAUCUGACCAGUUUUCUCCUGUCCCAGCAGCUGAGCAUCCGCCUCCUGUCCAAACAGCCGUGGGAUCUGAGCCGUCAGAUGGCUCCGCUGCUGUGACAUCUGAGCCGUCCAUCGACCCCCUGGUCGUUGUGUCUGCUGUGAAUGGUGGUGAUGAGGAGGCAGGCAAUGAGCCGGAUGGAGCUGAUUCCAGCGCUGCUGCUGCCGCUCCUGUUCCAACCUCCUGGUUGAGGCCGGCACAGAUGCCCAACGAUCAUGGUCCCUACCCUCUGGAGACCGAUCCCUUACCGGCUGUGGGAUCAGGGGAGGAGCCUCCAGAAGGCAAUGAGGAUGGGCUUGUGCCAGAAGUUUACGUCGCUCUGCCAGAAGAAGCGGCGCCUGCGGAGGCUCCAGCAGGAUCCCAGGGCGUUGCACCCACGCCUGGUGCCGCUGAGUCGAGUGCUCCUGCUCCUGCUGCUGUUCCAAGUGCCUGGCUGAGACCGGCACUGGUGCUCAUUGACCCUCAAAUGCCCAACGACCCUCAGCCUAACGACCAUGGUCCCUUCCUCCUGGGGACCGAUCCCAUGCCAGCUGUGGGAUCAGAGGAGGAGGCUCCAGCGGGGAAUGAGGAUGUGCUUGUGCCAGAGAUUUACGUUGCUCUGCCAGAAGAAGCAGCACCUGGGGAGGCUCCAGCAGGGUCGCAGGGUGUUGCACCCAUGCCUGAUGGUGCUGAUUCCGGUGGUUCUGGUCCUGUUCCAAGUGCCUGGUUGAGGCAGGCAAAGGUUAAAGGUGACCAUCAGGUGCCGAAUGGUGAUCAGGUGCCGAAUGACCAUGGUCCCUACCUUCUGGGGACUGGUGCUGCCAUUCCAGCUGUGGGUUCAGAGGAGGAGGCUCCAGCAGGCAAUGAGAAUGAACUUCUGCCAGCCGUUCUUGUCCCUCAGCCGGAGGAAGCAGCACCUGGGGAGGCGCCAGCAGGCAAUGAGGAUGUGCUUAUGCCAGAGAUUUACGUUGCUCUGCCAGAAGAAGCAGCACCUGGGGAGGCUGCAGCAGCAGGAUCCCAGGGUGUUGCACCCAUGCCUGAUGGUGCUGAUUCCGGUGGUUCUGGUCCUGUUCCAAGUGCCUGGUUGAGGCAGGCAAAGGUUAAAGGUGACCAUCAGGUGGCAAAUGACGAUCAGGUGCCGAAUGACCAUGGUCCCUACCUUCUGGGGACUGAUGCUGCCAUUCCAGCUGUGGGCUCAGCAGGCAAUGAGGAUGUGCUUGUGCCAGAGAUUGACGUUGCUCUGCCAGAAGAAGCAGCACCUGGGGAGGCGCCAGCAACAGGAUCCCAGGGUGUUGCACCCAUGCCUGAUGGUGCUGAUUCCGGUGGUUCUGGUCCUGUUCCAAGUGCCUGGUUGAGGCAGGCAAAGGUUAAAGGUGACCAUCAGGUGGCAAAUGACGAUCAGGUGCCGAAUGACCAUGGUCCCUACCUUCUGGGGACUGAUGCUGCCAUUCCAGCUGUGGGCUCAGCAGGCAAUGAGGAUGUGCUUGUGCCAGAGAUUGACGUUGCUCUGCCAGAAGAAGCAGCACCUGGGGAGGCGCCAGCAACAGGAUCCCAGGGUGUUGCACCCAUGCCUGAUGGUGCUGAUUCCGGUGGUUCUGGUCCUGUUCUAAGUGCCUGGUUGAGGCAGGCAAAGGUUAAAGGUGACCAUCAGGUGGCAAAUGACGAUCAGGUGCCGAAUGACCAUGGUCCCUACCUUCUGGGGACUGAUGCUGCCAUUCCAGCUGUGGGCUCAGCAGGCAAUGAGGAUGUGCUUGUGCCAGAGAUUUACGUUGCUCUGCCAGAAGAAGCAGCACCUGGGGAGGCGCCAGCAACAGGAUCCCAGGGUGUUGCACCCAUGCCUGAUGGUGCUGAAUCCAGUGCCCUUGUUCCUAUUCCAAAUGACCAUGGUCCCUACCUUUUGGGAGUUGAUUCAACUGUCGGUUCGGAGCAGGAGGCUACAGUAGGAGAGGAGCAGGCACUGUUGAAAAUGCCAGCUGUUAUAGUCCCUCUGCCAGAGGAAAAUGCACCAGGAGAGGCUGCAGCAGGCUCCCAGGUUGUUCCACCAGAGAAUUAG
Molecule: messenger RNA, 3444 nt
Organism: Closterium sp. Naga37s-1
Lineage: Eukaryota; Viridiplantae; Streptophyta; Zygnematophyceae; Desmidiales; Closteriaceae
Source: the annotation of a GenBank genome assembly